Messenger RNA from Theobroma cacao (cacao), 1858 nucleotides. Its product is annotated as protein EARLY-RESPONSIVE TO DEHYDRATION 7, chloroplastic-like. The record is from RefSeq and is a predicted model, not a curated record. Gene Ontology annotation, cellular component: plasma membrane. NCBI's taxonomy places the organism in Eukaryota, Viridiplantae, Streptophyta, Magnoliopsida, Malvales, Malvaceae.
CUGAAAGUUAAAGCCUGUUCCUUUCUUCCGAGUCAACAAUACCUCUCAUUUUCCCUCCUCCCAAACAGAAGAAUGGCUUCUCAGAACCCUAAUCAGAAAAGCUCUCUUUACCCGGAGGUGACCCAAUCGAAACCCGAUAUCCCCCAAUACUCUUCUUCCAACAACCUUUACCCUUCCCUCGACAUGCGCGAUCUCGUCGAGAAUCUUUUCCCGGACCCUCCUAACUAUUCCGUUAACCGCCAUAGUGACCACACGGACUCUCCUCACGCGCCAACAGCCCCACCGCAAGCUGUCGAGGAAGUUUUGAUCAAGAUCCCUGGCGCCAUCCUCAACUUGAUCGAUAAAUCUUAUAGCGUCGAGCUCGCUUGUGGCGAUUUCACUGUGAUUCGUCUCUGGCAGGGCGAAAACAUCGUCGCCGUACUCGUUCGCGUCGCUGAGGAAAUCCAAUGGCCGUUGAUGAAAAAUGAGACCGCCGUUAAACUUGACGAUUCUCAUUAUUUCUUCUCUCUUCAGUUAGAUAAAGAAGCCGAAAACGAUUCUAGUGACAGCGAUGAUGAUGAUAAAAAAAGAAAAACCAAGACUUCCGGCGAGGGCUCUUAUUUGCUUAAUUAUGGUUUGACAUUCGCUUCGAAAGGACAGGAAUAUCUGUUGAGAGAAUUAGAUGUUAUAUUGCAAAGUUAUAGUUGUUUUACGGUGCAGAAAGUGGAGAAGAAAGGUGAGGAGGUUCUGGAUGGGGCGGUGGCUGCCGCGAAGGAGAUGUCGCCAGCAGAUUUGAAGUCGGAGACCAAGAAGGAGGUGAUGGAGGAGAAGUGUGCGGCAUAUUGGACCACGCUGGCGCCUAAUGUGGAGGAUUAUAGUGGGAGAGCGGCUAAGGUGAUUGCGGCCGGAUCAGGGCAUUUGAUCAAAGGGAUAUUAUGGUGUGGAGAUGUGACAAUGGAUAGGUUGAAUAAAGGGAAUGAAGUAUUGAAAAAGAGAAUGAGUCCGGCUGAGAAGAACGCUGAGAUUAGCCCCGAGACAUUGAAGAGGAUCAAGAGGGUUAAGAGGGUGACAAAAAUGACACAGAAAGUAGCAAACGGGGUUCUCUCCGGGGUUGUCAAAGUUUCUGGAUUUGUCACGAGCUCCGUUGCAAACUCAAAAGUGGGCAAGAAAUUUUUUAGUCUCCUGCCUGGAGAAAUUGUUCUUGCAUCCCUGGAUGGAUUUAAUAGAAUUUGUGAUGCUGUUGAAGUAGCUGGGAAAAAUGUGAUGUCAACAUCAUCCACUGUGACAACUGAACUUGUCAACCACAAAUAUGGAGAAAAAGCAGCAGAGGCCACAAAUGAAGGGCUAGGUGCUGCAGGGCAUGCUGUGGGGACGGCAUGGGCCGCAUUUAAACUCCGACGGGCACUAAAUCCAAAAAGCGUUUUAAAACCUAGCAGUCUAGCCAAGUCUGCUGCUAAGGCUGCAGCUGCAGAGUUGAAGGGAAAGAGCUCCAAGUGAUUGCUAAUAGCUGUUCUUCAAAUUUGUGAGUGACAGAGAUCUCUAGCUAUAAACCUUAUGCCCUCAAAGCUUCACGGAUCAUUCAGAUUUUUGUUGUUUGUUAUGCUAUUUCUACCCCCACAUGUAAAAAUCUUGUUUGUAACUGACUAUUUCUUAUUCUUCCGUUGUACAUAUUUCUUCAUUAGGGACAAGGAUUAGAAGGCUUUAGUUUGGUUAUAGUGAUGAUAAUUAUGAAGAUUAGGAUCAGCAGGCUUAACCCUUGGGGCCUGCAGCUUAUUUAUUAGGACCUUUUGGCCAUUAUGUGGUACCAACUAGAUCAAAAUUGUCUUCAUCACCUGAUUAUAAUAUUUCUCUUGAUUAUUUCUCAUCAAUUUUGAACUGA